ACUACAAACCAGAGGGAGGGGUAGAGGAGGGAGGCUGUGACUGUGGAUGUAAACACUGGUGGCAGUGAACGAGUGGUGGUGGUGGUAGUGACUAAAAAGUGACUGACCAGUCACGACUGUUUUAGCCUUGACUGACGCAAGUUUACGGCGAUUAGAUCUUGAUAGAAGAAUCUACGUCGAUGAAGCUUCGCGACAAAGAUUCCACUUACCUCACGAGUUACCUGUCUGAGAAAUAUCAUCAGAGAGCUUUCAUGUUUGCGGACUAAAACCCAUCCCAAUCUGGACACAGAGGCCGUGUAGGCUGCAUGACAAGCAACAACCUUCUGUCAUGUCGAAGGCCUACUUGAAAGAUAGCAAUGAGCCAGAGGCCAGCACCAGCUCUGAGAAGUCAGACUCGAAAGAGUCAAAGGGUGGUGCCAGCGCCGAGGCUAAAGCUGCCAUUGCAGAUUUUCUUUUGCAUUCGGCAGACUCGGAGGAUAAACAAAUCACUGUGCCCGACUUUCUCAAUGCUAAAUGGGACCCUGAUGACAUUGGGGAUGGAGAGUUCAAUAACCCUCCAUCUCCUGCUUGUAUUCGACGCAUCAAAAAUGAUAUCACAGCUCUGUAUAGUGACCCACCUCCUGGACUGUGCGUCAUUCCAGACCCAAUGAACAUCACCAAGAUCCACGCACUCCUCACUGGUCCGUUUGACACGCCGUACGAGGGAGGAUUCUUCUAUUUCUUCAUCCGCUUCCCCUCAGACUACCCCAUCAGCCCGCCCCGAGUCCGCCUCAUGACUACAGGUGGGGGCACCGUGAGGUUCAAUCCAAACCUCUACCGCAACGGCAAAGUUUGCCUCAGUAUUUUGGGGACGUGGGCUGGACCGUCAUGGAGUCCCGCCCAAACUCUGUCCUCCGUCCUUAUCUCCAUCCAGUCUCUGAUGAAUGAGAAGCCUUAUCACAACGAGCCGGGAUUUGAACAUGAGCGAACCUCUGGCGACUCUAAACAUUACAACGACAUCAUCCAGCACGAGACAGUGCGUGUGGCUGUGUGCGACAUGAUGGACGGGCUCUGCAGCAUGCCAGACAGUCUGAGGGCUGUGAUGGAGUCCUCCUUCCCCGACUACUACAAAUACUAUGUAGAAGUGUGUGAGAACCACAUACAUCUGGACAGUAUGGACAUGAAUGAUCCAUUCGGCGACUCUCGCCCCAAGUUCAAGUUCAAGCAGCUGCUCAAGCGACUCAAGUGCAUCCAGAACCGCAUGGACAACAAGCCCGAAGACAGCGACGAGGACGAGGACGACAACUCAGCCCAGGAGGGCGAGGAGACGACCCCGCCCCGCAGGACGCAGCCGCCCAUCGAAGAGGACAAGAGUUGACGCCAGGCCCAGCCCCACCGCCACCACCCCACCGGUCCCUCUGUGGAGUCCACUUCCGUGUCUGGCUGUGCUGCCUGCAAGUGCAGCUGUGUCGUUUUGUGACGUUCAGUUUUUUCCCUUCAGUUUUUAUGUGUAGAUUUUCAUUUGUUUGGUUGUUUUGAAGUUGUUUUUUGGCAGGCACUCAAAUGGAAUAGCUUGGAAGAAAGUUUAUAGUCAAGAUUUAGAGUUAAUUUUUUCUUCUUUAUGGACCAAAUCAGUGAUUCUGUGUACAAAUCAAUUUUAAUUUCCAUUUUCACAAAAUCGUGGAUUUUCUUUUGUGCAUAAAUUUUUCAAGUGGCUGAUUUUUUGCAGCGUCCUUUACAUCUCUUGUACAGUAUAAUUGUCUCUACAGAUUUCCACUGGCUUCAGCCUGAUGAGUUUAGUAGACAAAUGCUUCUUUUGUGUCAGAUUCUAGUCUCAUUAGUUAGUCUCUGUUAUUUAAAUAUGACUGUAGAGGUCAAUGUUUCCACUGUAAUGGGCGUUUAGAGAGGCUUGCAUAUAAUGCUAAUUAGUGUUUUAAUCCUCCCCCUUUCCCUUUACUUUCCUAGUUGCUUAGGUAGUCUUAAGAAUUUGUCCUGUAUGGCUGUGUAACAUUUGUCCUGUGAUCUGUUCAAGUAAAUAAAUCAGGGGGGGGGGGGAGGGGGAUCCUUAAAAGUUAGGCUAUGUUUACAUGCUGAUAGCUUAUUUUUUGUGAUCCGACUACUUUUUAAGUAAAUUGCUUUUUGUAUACAAUCAGGCAGAAAUAUCCAAAUUGGUACCAAAACAUUUUCAGAGCUACCGUAGCAGUUUAUCAUUGUUGUUGCUGCUCGGACGCGUUAAUCAACCACAUUUUGUCUUGGUCUCAUACAGUAAUGAUGUGAACAAAUUUGUCUCUUUGUGUGUGGUUGUACAAAUGCCUGCUCAGCUCUUUCUUGACACGCUAGGGAUGCAGACCUGCCAAGCACUUGAUCAUAUCGGAGCUCUCUGAUUUUUUAAUAUAUUUUUCUUUUGCCUACCGAUCGGAUUUUUUAAAAGUCUAAUAAUUUUUUUUCUUUAUAAUUCCAUGUCCAAUAUGGCAUGGAAAGAGACAAUAUAUUUGCGCCUAUUUACCAUAUUCGCGCAGCUUGUCGUAAAUUGCCUCGAAAUUCACAUUUUUAUUUGCGUGUUCAUCUAUUUGCAAAACACAUUUAUUCGCCACGCUCACUUUAUGUAAUCCUGAUCUACUGGGGUGUGGAGGCUCCAGUUUUUCCCCCCAAACUCUUAAAGAAAUGUUGAAAGGAAAGCUCAUUUUCGGUCAUGCAGUGAUUGGCAGGUCUGAGGAUGCUGUCAGCUACAUUUUCUUUAUGGCAAUGAACUUUGCCUUGCAUGUUCUGAGAUGGAAGUACGGAAAAAAAAUGUCUAGAAGUUCUGUUUUUGAGAACUGCCUCUGUAAUUCACAUGGCAAUAAGGUUCCUCUUCCAGGCAGUUGGAACAGGGUGCUCGAAAAUCGCAGUUCUUUUCUGUUCUUUUGCUGAGCCUGUUUUUAUCAUCCUCGUCUGAUGACAGGCACUUCAUUAAUGUCUCCCUUCAAUUCAUAUCUAUUAUUUGUCGUUGUGUCAGCUUAUGCUUCUUUUCAAACGAGCAGUUGGUAUAUUUGCUUUGGUGUGAUCUGCUCCCUCUGUUCCUUUUCAAUGUUGUAAUGGUCUUACUCUGCUCUUUGGUAAAAUGUGAUUGUCAUAUUGCUAACUUGCUGGAGAAAGUCCACUGCAACUACUUGUGCUUUGAGUCUGUCUCUACCUUCUUCAUGCUUUUAUUGUCGCUCUUUUAUUGUGCCAAAACUCCCUUGACUGCACAACAUUCCUUACUACAUAGGACAAGCACUUUUCUUAGGAACGUCUCAAUUAAGCUUACAGAGGGUUUUUUCAACAAUAUGAAGGCUCAGAAAACCUUAGAAACAAGAUCUUAGAUGUCUUUUGAUCAGUCAGGUUUUGUGUGGCAAAUUUUCAUAGUAAAAAUUCCUUACAUUUCUGACUUGACCUGACUUGACUGUAGACAGCUGAGUCUUUCUCUGAGACUACUGUACUUCUUCUUUCUGCAUCCGAGCGCUUCAACCAUGGAAAUUUCGGGAAUGCCAAAAGCAUCAAUUUUCAUGACUUGUGACUUUAUUUUUAGUGCAAUAAAAGUUUGUGUCCUCAGUGUUUGUGCACCUCGGCUUUGCUAACAGCCCCAAAGUUUUUUGUCUGCCCUCCCCACUCCCGUGGUACCGUUCCUAUUUUUGUUCCCUUUUGGUCUUUUAAAGUGGCUGGUGGGUGCUGUGAUGCCAUCUAAUACGAAUGACAUCUCUUCAGUGUUGCUAAUGUUCUACAUUCUUCCUGGCAAGAUGUGGCAGUUUUCAUGCCUGGUACUACUUCUGCUCCAUGACAUGUUUAUACGAUGGAGCUCCACAGUGAGUUAAUGUUUUUUUAUGACCUUGAUGCGCCUAGAGCUAACCUGUUGUGAGUUGAUGGGGUUUUUUUUAAUGAACAUGAUGCACUUACAGCUCUGCAGUGAGUGAAUGUUUUCUUGAAUUUCAAUUCACCAGGGGCUCUGCAGUGACUUGCUGUUUACUCGAUGAACUUUGCUUCGCAUAGCUCUACGUAGUGAGUUGAUGUUUUGAGAACUUAAAUUUGAUUCAUCUGGAGCUCCAUUGUGAGUUGAUAUAUUUCUUGAUGAAUUUGAUUAGCCAGUCAGCCAAGCCAAUCUUGCUGACACAUCGUGGUUGGUUACUUUAAAUAUGCUUUUGUAUAAUUGGUGUGUUUGUGUGUGUGAAACAGGUUGAAGGGCUAAAACUCAGAUUGCCACUGGAUUGGAAAAGUGUGUGGUUGUGCUAACUCCAUCUUGGAGAUAGAAGGUCUACCAUGUUUGUGCUCAGUUUGAAAGGAACAAAGAGGAGAUGACUUUAUCGGCACUAAAUUUAUACUCUUUCAGUGCUGAAUCUUGUGUCAGCAAAUUUUGCGGCACUUUUGCAUGCCAAGCACAUGAUUCAGUUCAAGUGUGGAAAAGUCAUAUCAAGCACAGUCAAAAUUGUUCAAGACAGCCACCUGUUAUCGAGGGUUUUAAAAAAUGGUUGUGUUAGACAACUGAACUUUGUGGACAGUGUUAUGAUGAUACUAAGAAAAUACAAGGGGGGGGGGAAGCAGCAAGUGAUCAUUUGUACAAGUGAUUGUCUUGGACAGAUGACCAUCAUAGCAGGUUUGACAGUUAUAGUUAUGCGAGAGUGAUUGCCUUCUCUUUUGUUAUUUCCUUUCUUUUGUCACAGAAAAGUCAUCUGUUUACAGUUUUGUGCUUAUCUUGGAUGUUUGUACAAUAGUUGGAGUGCUUAACACUUGUGUUUUAUAGCAUGUAAGUGAGAGUAUUUGAAUAUAGUUAACAGGACCAAGUGUAUGCGCCGCACACAUAUCAAAGUUCAAGGGCCAUAAAUAUUUUUGUAUUGUGGCCCAUAUCUCAGCCGCAAAAAAGAUCUUCACAUCUUUUUUUUUCCGCGGCACAAAAUGACCAUCCUUGUGUUGAUGUGCUUCUAUUUAACUCAAACUUGAAGACUAGAUUCUACCUACUUACUCCGUGUCCUGUCCCCAUGCAUACAAAAAAGUUUUUCUCUCUUCUUUUUUUUUUCGGAUGUCAACGAUUUGAUAAAAAGCUGCUGGAGUUGUAUGUAGAAAGUCUGCUUUGUAGCUUUUACCGAAAGUGUCGUUUUGUGUGGAGUACGGUUUGCUCCUUCUUUCCUUACUAAACAUUUAUCAUCCUUUUCUUUCCUUCUUGUCUCCAUGUGUUACUCUCUAGGAACACGUCUAAUCUUAGUCACUUGUAUGACCCUUUUUUUGUUGCAUGUAAAAGGUAAAGCUCUAACUAAAACUGAACUUUCUCUUCUUGUGGCUGGCUUUUGUGUUGUUUCUUUUGCUUGUUGUAGCUUUGCUUGAUAAUGUGUAGUCUUUGUGAAUGCAAACAGUCAUUAAAACUGUGGAUAGUUGACAGAUGCUCUGGUGUUAUUAGCUUUGUCUUUUCUACAAACCUUCAUCAUCCUUAUCUCCCCUUUUCUAGGUAUGUUACUCUCUUCUAACACCUCUAAUCUUUUGCACUUAUGUGACCUAUUUGUGUUGAAAGGGUCAUGAAACUCUUAACACUCAUUUAAAAAAAAAAAAAACAGUUUGUAGACCAAACAUGUCUGUGUUGUAUCGUAGCAGUUUGGUGCUUUACCAUCACACGUAAUAGAGGUGAGUUCAACUCUCAUGUGGGAAGAAUUUUUAUCUAGUACCUCCAUCUGUCUGCUGGAGCAUCUUAUCCCUUUCAGACUGUGUUGGCCCUGGCAGACAGCCUGUCUCCUAAAUGAAAUUAACAGUACGGAAGGAGACCUAAAACUUCUAUGAUUAAUGACCUAGUUCUUUUUAACAUCGCAUGUUAUCCCUUGAUCUUGCUAAAGUAAUGGUCUGUCUUGUAUCUUUUUCUGCCACUGUCUCUCAAAGUUAAGUAAUGAUUUGCCUGUGGCAUUAAAUGUUGUUUGUUUUUAUUUUUGUAUUCAGCAAGUGAAAAAUGAGUAUUGUUCAAGGCUCUGUUAUUUUCUGUAUUAAAUUUUCAUUCUUUCUUGUCCUGCAUAUAAAUUUUUGUAAUAGAUAUAAUGUGCAUUUUUCUGUUUCUUCUUUUUUGCUGAUUGAAGUUAGUGAAUUGUGCAGUAUUCAGCACAAUGAAUUUCACUGUGAGAUUCCUUAUUUCUUGGCACUGUUUAAGCCUUAAUUUUUUUUUUCAAUCAUGCACAUCGGAGAGUCUUAGAAGAGGGUUUGGGUGAUUGUUCUGUGGACUAUUAAGGACGGAGAGAUUAGUUCAUCAUCCUGUGUGCUGUGAUGUUAUAUCCCACCCAGCCCAGCCCGGGUUGGCCUUGGCCUUGACAGGCAGGGCCAAACACAGCCUGCCUCCUAAAUUGUCCAAAUUAGGUCAAUGAGAACAUAAACAUUUACAAUCAAUUUGUCGGAUUAGCAUGAGACUGGCAGUUCUUGGUGCCAAGUUUCUGCAUGUUCGACUCUACCAAAAGCUGACAAAAUGCUUUUUAAAAUAUUUACAACAACAGUUUAGAAAUAAACAAACUUUUUUUUGUUAGCAUAACCAUUUAAAAAAGACAUUUUUCCAAAAUUUGUAUUCUAGUACUAGUCACAGUUUCACUUUGAUUUUUUUCACACAAGUGGGGUAUCGGGCUUUCGAUAUCGCAAAUAAAAAAAUGUGGGGCCAAAAAUGAAAAAAGGCAUUUUGUCAGCUUAAGGCAGUAUUGUUGUCUUUGUGUUAGCAGCAUUCUGAUCGGACAGCCUUAAUUCAACUUUGUGUGGAUGUCUUUAUAUUUUAUGCUGUGGUUCUCAAAUGGUAAUGUUUUGUAAGUGCAUGAUUCCUAAGUGGUCCAUGGUUUUUUUGGGUAAAUGAAUUGUUCUCAAAUGGUUCUGUUUUGUAAGUGUAUGGUUCUUAAAUUGUUAUUAUUUUUUUAAGUGUAUGGUUCUCAGAUGGUUCUGUUUUGUAAGUUUUUGUCUAGUUCUCAAAUGGUUCUGUUUUGUAAGUAUUUGUCUAGUUCUCAAAUGGUUUUGUUUUGUAAGUAUUUGUCUAGUUCUCAAAUGGUUCUGUUUUGUAAGUAUCUGUCUAGUUCUCAAAUGGUUCUGUUUUGUAAGUAUUUGUCUAGUUCUCAAAUGGUUCUGUUUUGUAAGUAUUUGUCUAGUUCUCAAAUGGUUCUGUUUUGUAAGUAUUUGUCUAGUUCUCAAAUGGUUCUGUUUUGUAAGUAUUUGUCUAGUUCUCAAAUGGUUCUGUUUUGUAAGUAUCUGUCUAGUUCUCAAGUGGUUCUGUUUUGUAAGUAUCUGUCUAGUUCUCAAAUGGUUCUGUUUUGUAAGUAUCUGUCUAGUUCUCAAAUGGUUCUGUUUUGUAAGUAUCUGUCUAGUUCUCAAAUGGUUCUGUUUUGUAAGUAUCUGUCUAGUUCUCAAAUGGUUCUGUUUUGUAAGUAUUUGUCUAGUUCUCAAAUGGUUCUGUUUUGUAAGUAUUUGUCUAGUUCUCAAGUGGUUCUGUUUUGUAAGUAUUUGUCUAGUUCUCAAGUGGUUCUGUUUUGUAAGUAUUUGUCUAGUUCUCAAGUGGUUCUGUUUUGUAAGUAUUUGUCUAGUUCUCAAGUGGUUCUGUUUUGUAAGUAUUUGUCUAGUUCUCAAAUGGUUCUGUUUUGUAAGUAUCUGUCUAGUUCUCAAAUGGUUCUGUUUUGUAAGUGUCAUUAUGGGUCUGAUUUCUUGUUUAAAGAGAAAAACAACACACUAAAAAAAAGCAAAACAGGUUGUUACAUAUUUCAA
Molecule: messenger RNA, 7692 nt
Organism: Aplysia californica (California sea hare)
Lineage: Eukaryota; Metazoa; Mollusca; Gastropoda; Aplysiida; Aplysiidae
Product: ubiquitin-conjugating enzyme E2 Z
Exons: 8
Coding region: 329-1357 (342 amino acids)
Biological process (GO): negative regulation of apoptotic process
Cellular component (GO): nucleus
Molecular function (GO): cysteine-type endopeptidase inhibitor activity; ubiquitin conjugating enzyme activity
Source: RefSeq, a predicted model, not a curated record